GAGAUUGAGAAGAAAUGACCAAAAGGAAAUUUACAUGUCAGAAGAAUAAUCACAUGGAAAUUAUCAUUGACUCUCGAGCUCUGCAAAAGGUGCACAAGAAGAUAUAAAUCGCCAAAAGUGGUCGAACUAAACCAAUGACUUGCUCCCACGAGCUUUCUCCGCCCGCGACCCCAAACAUAAUGAGCUAAUCCACCUCCGACACCUCCCACCGAGCAUUGCAUUCAACGAGCAAUCUCGUUGCGCCCUUCAUAUCCGUGAUUGAACAUCGCACCUGCGAGUCUACAUUGCCGGCCUCGAUUUCGCUGUAGGCACCGUGCGCGAGGAACGCUCCCGGUAGACUUACCCCGGCAUCCCGAACAUGUCUCCCUGAUUUGUGCGGAUCUUACCAACGAACCCGGUGACCCCCGCUUGAUAAGAGACAGAAUGAUGAACGGCCGUGAUCGUCCCCGUCCGCCAGCGACGAAUGAUGCGCGACGCGGAGCAGAUCCUCGCAAUGGCUCCGGCUCCGGUUCCGGGGAUGGAUCCAUGUCCAGAGCCGAGAAGUUCGAGGACGAGAAGAAGCGCAUCAUUCAAAGUUGCUACUCCAAGAAGGAUAAUGAUGGAACUUUGAUUGAAUCUUAUAUUACGCACGUCCGCAUCACGGAAGAUGCCGCGCACCCCUCGACCCCUGCCCCACCGGACUCAGCUCCGGCGAACAAGAAACCUCGCGUUAUUAUAGUGUCCGUCCGACGGUCGGGCCGUGUUAGAAUGCACAAAGCCCGUGAGAAUAAUGACGGCACCUUCUCCAUUGGAAAGACGUGGAUGCUGGACGAUCUUACGGGGAUUCAGUCGUACAGCGCUUUUGUGCCAAAGUCGCCAGUCGAACAACAACACAAGGAAUGGGCAGGAAGUGUUGGAUUCAUUAUUAGCGUGGGAAAACCAUAUUACUGGCAUGCCAGAAGUUCCAAGGAAAAGGAAUUCUUCAUUGGCAGUUUGGUGAAGAUUUACAAAAAAUAUACUGGGGGCAAAGUACCGAACCUCAUUGGGUUUGACGAGAGAGAAAGGCAACUGCUUGUAGGCAGUACGAGCCCCUCAUCAUCUUCAGGCCCAGCUCCACCAGGCUCGCGGGGUAAUCCUAAAUCGUCGACAGACAUUCCCACGCAACCUCAGCAUCAACCCCCGCCGCAGGCAUCAAUUGGCCGCGACCCUAGUCGCGAUGGAGCUCGUGAGGUUCGCCGAAGGCCCUCCGAGGACCCUGUUCUGCGGUCUCAAAAGAGCCGUGAGCAGAUGAGCCGUCCUUCUACUGCUUCAAAGCCGGCACCAUCACCUUUCGGCCCGCCUCAAAACCUACCACCUCUCGUGCCACCCCCGCGCGCAGAACCGAAAAGAGAGCUACCAACAACAUUCUUGCAUACCGGCGAUGAGCCUAACCAGGGCCGGGCACAAGACGAACCCCGUCCUCCAUCCUCUCGGGAGGGCCGCGCAGCAAUUCCACCAUCACUUCUUGCGGCUCGAGCACCCGAACCAAGACCCUUGGAACCCAAGCGCAGUACAGAUGCUCUGCGCCCCACGACACCUGGGUCAUUUACCAGUGAAACGCGUGGCAUCAGUGCAAGCCCUGGAAGCGGCAUUGGUCAGAAGUCUCCGUAUCGUGAUGCUCCCGAGAAACCGUCUGCAGUGGCUCAAGAGCCUGCACCAGAAGCAAUCACUGCCCCCACAGUCGCUCCAGAGAUACCUAAGCCUGCACCUCCACCCGAAAUAGAAUCUCCAACUCCAACGCCGAUUUCAGAGCCUGAAGUCGUAGCAUCCACAGCAGCGGCCGAAGAAACAUCGGAACCCUCAGCCGCGGAAGCCGGAGUUUCCAAAGAUGCGACUCCUACUACUACUCCCACGCAGGCAGCUGAUGAAGAUAACGAGGCACAUCGCCCAGGACUAGGCCCAAUGAUCAAGAAAAAAUCCACAAAGGAUAUUGCAAGUGCUUUCCGCAAGGCUGCUACUACAUAUGGUGCCUUCAAACCACGUCCUGGCGGAGCUGGCGAGCGUCUCCUCGCAGCAGCAAAGAAGCAACAGGCCGAGGCUAUGGGCCCCGAUGGUAUCACUGGAGUUGUGCCUGCCCCGUCUAGAUCUGUCAAUGAUCUCCCGAAGACUUCCGUAGACGAUACUGCAGAACGAGAGACAUCGGUAGCAUCACCGGCAUCUGCGCCCCCCGCAACCACCAAUUCACAGCCCGUGACACCUACUGUUGAAGUUACGCAACAUCCAGUCGAUGAUUCUUUGCUUCCUUCAGAACCUGUACCCGGAGCAGCCGAAGCAAAGGAUUCCCUGUCAGAACUCACAAAAGUGGAAAGCCAUACCAGAAGUCCAUCCCCGAGCGCCCAAAGUCGUCGCCGGAAACGUCGUGAAGAUCAUACCAUCAAAUACUGCCAGUCUCUUGGGAUUGACCCCAGUGUCCUGGAUGGACGGGGUAUUGACUUUGAUGAUAUUUUGACUGAGUUGGGAUGGAAUGGGCGACUGGGCGACGAGCAAAAGAUCGAAGAUUUGGAAGCAGACGUCCGUCGGGAGAUUGGCCGCGUUGAAGCAACCAGCUGGCUGGGUAACCUUGAACAGCAAGAAGGCAAGGUGGAACAACUGGCUGUCCUGAUCGACAAAACCAUUGAAGAGUGCGAGGAGCUAGAUGGCUUGCUCACGCUGUACUCGCAUGAGUUGAACACUCUACAUGAGGACGUUGCGUAUAUUGAAGCUCAAUCUCAAGGUUUACAGGUGCAGACUGCCAACCAAAAGCUUCUUCAGAACGAGUUGCAAACUCUCCUCAAAACUCUCUCGAUUUCUCCGUCCGAUAUUCGUCCCCUCAGAGAGGCCUCUUUGACUAAUCCUGAUGGGUUAAAGGAGGCCGAGACUGCGCUCUCGACACUAUAUAAGGCGAUGCUGAUGAUUGAUGCUGAUAUUGGGCAAAACAAAAAGAGACAGGCACACGCCAGCGUGGGCGUUUAUGCAAAUACCGAGAUUGGUCAAAUGCGUGCCAUCAAGGAGAGAAAGGGCGAGUAUCGCCAAGCCGCUUUGACAUUCCUUCAGCGUCUGAAACCAUUCAUGACCGUUGCCUUGAAGACUGCGGAACAGAAACGGGCGGAUACCGUUGUUGGCUCACCUCGAGACCCCCUGAAGCUGGAUGGCUCUGCAAGACAGAAAUUCCGCGAAGAAGUAUGGAGAUACAACCCCUUGAUGCUCUUCGCGAAGGAAGUCAGUACGUCAGAAUGGCAUGACCUAGUUCAGCUGUACGAGCAACAAUCCAAGCCGUCUUAUCAGAACGACUUCCGCGACAACACGCUGGCGUGGAAAAAGGCAGCUCGUAAGCCUACUGGAGAGGAGCAGGAACUCCUUUUUACCCACCAAGAGAAGGAGAAGGAGGGUGAGGGCAUCACGAUGGCCGCUCGUAAGCUGACCGUUCGUCGCGGCAAGACCAUCCGAGCUGCAACUGGUCUGCGCUUGGCUUCGAGCGAAAAGAAACCCACCAGCAAGGUGGAGCCGUGCGAGGCAUUCGCCUCCAGUCUACGGGAAACAUUGCAUAUGAUUACGGAUGAGCAGAAUUUCGUCGUUCAAUUCUUCCACCUCGACUCUCUUGCUACUGCCGACUUCUCGGACCUGGUGGCUGCUGCUAGCCCAGAGGAUCGCCAAUGCCCCGACUUCACCGUUAAACAUUCCCCCGAUCCCGACCGUCAGACGGCGAAGCGUGUCGAGCAGAUCAUGGAUGAGAUUUAUUCUUUCUGGCCUAAUGACCUGCAGAGCAUGGUGGAUUGGGCAGUUCAAGCUGAUCCAAUGCAAGGAAUUGGCAUCCUGUUUGCUCUCGAGUCAGCUAUGACUGAACUAGACGACACUAAUCAAGAAUUCAUCACUCACUCUCUCCAGAAGGUCCACGCGCGAUUGAUGGGCUUGUUCAAUCGUUUCGUGGAUGAGCAGAUCCGCGGUAUCGAAGACACCAAGGUCAAGGUCAACAAGCGAAAGGGGGUCAUUUCCUUCAUGCGGGUCUUCCCCAACUUCUCCACGGCCGUCGAAAAUAUGCUGGCCAACUCGGUUGCCGAGACUUGUGAGAUCCGUGUCAGUGUGAAUGAUGCGUACGACCGCAUCAACCGGGCCAUGUGGGAGUCACUGAAGUUCAUCGCCAAGGAAGCACCCGGCCAGCUGCCCGGAGUGGCUGCCAGCGCUGGAGACCCCGAGGAUAAGGAGGUCCUCAACUACCACAUCUUGCUGAUUGAGAAUAUGAACCACUACGUCGAAGAAGUUGAUGUACACAGUCUGCCCGUACUCGAACGCUGGGCAGACCGAGCACGCCAAGACUUUGACGAGCACAUGAAACUGUAUCUUGACGCCGUCAUCUAUCGUCCCCUGGGCAAGUUGCUUGACUUUAUCCAGUCCAUCGAGACCCUGCAGGCCAAUGGCAGUCCGGGUGAGAUUGCGACGCGUGCUAGCCACUCCCGCAUAGUGGCCAAGAAGGUGCUCUCCUCGUAUGACGCCAAGGAAAUCAAGCGUGGCGUGGAGAUGCUCAAGAAGCGCGUUGAGAAGCACUUUGGCGAUGCCGACGACCCUGGUCUCAGCCGCAGCCUGGUGCUCAAGGUGCUCCGUGAAUGCGAGCUUCGAUAUGAGAAUGUAUGGGACCGUACUCGGCACAUCAUCGACAUGGUAUACGAGGGACAGCUGGAGAUGGAUUGGCGCAAGGAGGAUGCCGUGACCAUGUUCCGGAAAUGAGGUCCCUGUUUGAUUCAUCUUCCUCUUCCCUCUAGAACCUUUGAUUUUUUGCCCUCUUUGAUUGGGACGUUAAUUGGCGUGUGUGGGAUUUGCAGCGGACAUUUGGGUCACAUCAGCUGGGCGUAUGGGUUUCGUAGUCCUAUGUGUUUUAAUCUAUAGCCCGACCAUGAUAUACCGUUCUGGAAGAAUUCUUCACGAAAGUUGGUGAACGUCGUCAUCUGUGAUUCUAUACUGUAAUACUGUCCAUUGAUCAGCGGCCGUUCUCCGAACAUGGUCAAUAGUCAUU
This is a messenger RNA of Penicillium brasilianum, 5005 nucleotides long. The record is from the annotation of a GenBank genome assembly. Lineage: Eukaryota; Fungi; Ascomycota; Eurotiomycetes; Eurotiales; Aspergillaceae.